This is a messenger RNA of Alligator sinensis (Chinese alligator), 833 nucleotides long. It is a transcript of the gene STXBP5, whose product is annotated as syntaxin binding protein 5. Gene Ontology annotation, cellular component: SNARE complex; cytoplasm; plasma membrane. NCBI's taxonomy places the organism in Eukaryota, Metazoa, Chordata, Crocodylia, Alligatoridae. Bases 45 to 719 code for a protein of 224 amino acids. Gene Ontology annotation, molecular function: GTPase activator activity; myosin II binding; syntaxin binding. Gene Ontology annotation, biological process: regulation of protein secretion; regulation of exocytosis. The transcript is spliced from 7 exons. The record is from RefSeq and is a predicted model, not a curated record.
GGCGGCGGCGCGGGCAGGAGCCCCGGGGCGCCGCCGCCGAGACCAUGAGGAAAUUUAACAUCAGGAAGGUGCUGGACGGGCUGACCGCCGCGUCGUCGUCGUCCUCCUCCUCUGCCGCCGCCUCCGCGCAGCAGCAGGCGGCGGCCGGGGCCCGCGACAGCGACAUCGCGGAGACGCUGCAGUCCGAGCACUUCCAGCUCUGCAAGACUGUACGCCAUGGUUUUCCCUAUCAGCCUUCAGCUUUGGCAUUUGAUCCUGUUCAGAAGAUACUGGCCGUCGGGACUCAGACUGGAGCAUUAAGGCUUUUCGGUCGGCCAGGAGUUGAAUGCUACUGCCAACACGACAGUGGAGCUGCAGUAAUCCAACUCCAGUUCCUGAUUAAUGAGGGAGCUCUUGUGAGUGCCUUGGCUGAUGACACCUUACACUUAUGGAACUUGCGUCAAAAGAGACCUGCUAUACUGCAUUCCCUUAAAUUUAACCGAGAAAGGAUAACAUUUUGCCAUCUGCCUUUUCAAAGUAAAUGGCUAUAUGUGGGCACCGAAAGAGGAAACAUUCAUAUUGUCAAUGUGGAAUCCUUCACUCUCUCAGGCUAUGUCAUCAUGUGGAAUAAAGCCAUUGAACUAUCAUCCAAAUCUCACCCAGGACCUGUUGUUCAUAUUAGUGACAAUCCAAUGGAUGAAGGAAAGAUCAUGCUGAUGACAAGAGAUUUUGAUGUAUGAGUGAACGUGCAUCUAAUAUCAUGGCAGUUCCUCUUCCUCAGAACAAGAGUUGCAGGUAUUUUAAAUGACCUUUUUCUUUCAUUCUUAAAGCUAUAAUAAUACUUGCUCUAAUUC